Pungitius pungitius (ninespine stickleback) is the source of this 1497-nucleotide messenger RNA. RefSeq names its product NDUFA4 mitochondrial complex associated a (gene coxfa4a). NCBI's taxonomy places the organism in Eukaryota, Metazoa, Chordata, Actinopteri, Perciformes, Gasterosteidae. The coding region runs from base 119 to 367 and encodes 82 amino acids. The transcript has 4 exons. The record is from RefSeq and is a predicted model, not a curated record.
UACUCUCGUGCCUUCAUCACUCGGCGUUCCGCCCGAUUUGGCAGAUUUAAUUUCGCAGCGUUUUGGCAAGUGCGGCCGUAACCCCUUUCACAUCUGUACAACCUUCACUGACGGGACAAUGCUGGCCGUAAUGCGCAGACAGCUCAAGAGCCACCCGGCUCUGAUCCCCCUUUUCUUCUUCAUCGGUGGAGGGGCAGCCAUGUCCAUGAUGUACCUGGCUCGUCUGGCCAUCAGAAACCCGGAUGUGAGCUGGGAUCGCAAGAACAACCCAGAGCCCUGGAACAAGAUGGCCCCAACCGAUCAGUACAAGUUCUAUGCAAUCAACCUGGACUACAGCAAGCUGAAGAAGGAAGGCCCUGAUUUCUAAAGAUCCCAUCUGCUGGAGCAAAAGCACAAAGAUCAGUUGAUCCGCACAGCCCCGCAAGGAGCUUCUAUUGGGAGCCCAAGGGAUGCAGAGGCUAAAUCCGCACAGUGAAUCAUUUAAGUUUCCUCAUUGCAUCCAAUUGGAAUUUGUAAAACCAUGUGUUACUUCUCAUUUUCAAUAAAUUGAAGGAGUCUUGUCUCCUCCAUACAGAGAAAAGAACCAGUUUCAUUCCACUAGAUUCCAUUUUUGGGACCCUUUGCUUUUAAAGGCCUUGAGCUUCGGUCAUGUAUUAGUUUGUAUUUUCACUUUAAGGCGUCACCCCCUAGAACGCCCUCCACACUCACAAUCAUACCAUGCUUGGCUGUUACUAUAUGGGCUGUGCUUCCCCCCCCCCCCCCCCCCCUCAUUUCACCUUGUCCUCUUAUGACCACUGCGGUGGAGUUAAGUGCCAGACUGUUCUUGGCUGCCUUCCUGAGCCUUGUUGGUAUGGCAUUGGCAGAUUUGAACCUUUUACUUCUGUGGCUAUCUUGAGGGUGAGGUAAUAAAACCUCAUUACUAUUUAGUCUCCUUAAAAAGGCCUCGCCAGAGCUUCUGAGGACGCAUUUUCCGAGCUUUCAGAAGGAGCCGUGUAAAAGGAUGAGUGAGACAAAAUGGCUUUCCGUGUUCGGGUGCAACACUGAAGAGAUGCCGGACACGUGGAGGGGUUCCUCCUCAUAGAAUGCCAUCACACUCUCCGCAAGAUGAGAUUGUAAAUGUCAAUGGGUCGCGCGCUGCCCUAUAUGCAACUCGGGGAAACUGCGACGAGGAUGAGCAGGCAACGCGGUGCAGAAAAUGUCAAGGACACCUUCAUAUUUGAAUAGAAGCCCAAGUCUAAAUCUUCACCCACCCUCCAGGCUGCCGAGGCGCUUGUGUAUCUCCUUUUCUUCACCUGGCGAAGUGAGAAUUAACUUGAGACUCGGGCAUGUAGCGCCGCUACGUUAAGGAACAGCAUUUACAUUUUUCUGGCACCGUCAGUUCGGUUAUUCUAGAAGUUGGAAAUAACCCAAAGUGCUGUGACUUUCCUCAGCUUGUUUAUUUUGUAAUGUAAUCCGUGUUUUUCCACUUAAAACGAAAUAAAAGUUAGUGACAUGCUG